Ceutorhynchus assimilis (cabbage seed weevil) is the source of this 2251-nucleotide messenger RNA. NCBI's taxonomy places the organism in Eukaryota, Metazoa, Arthropoda, Insecta, Coleoptera, Curculionidae. The record is from the annotation of a GenBank genome assembly.
AGGAACCAUAAUGUCCAAAGUCCAUAAAACAAAUUUUUUAUUUUCAUUUGUGUUUUCCUUUCCUGUUUUGUGAAUUUCUUUUCAUCAAAACUAUAAUCAUAUCUCUGUAUGUGAAGAAAAGUGUUGAUACCUCUGGAAAAACCAAUCAAUUUUAGCACCCACAACCUUUUCUUACUGAUCUGUUACAAUCAUGUACACUGAAAAUCAACCAUCUCAAUCAACCACUGUGAGCCGCUUAUCACCGACACCUUCGAACAACGAAAGGAACCCCCAAAUCACCAGAUUUCAUAGGUAUCAUGGUGACCACAUAGAGUUAUCAGAAGAUGACACGGUGGCUUAUCGCAAAAAAUCGUUCGCUAAUGCUGUGACGUUCAGUGAAAAGCCCCUACAACCUGGGGAGAUAUUUCUUGUGGAAAUUGAGCAGAAUGAAUCGGGUUGGAGCGGACACAUGAGAUUAGGGCUGACUCAGUUGGAUCCUAUGGGAAUGCAUGCGACUGGUAGUAUUCCACAAUAUGCUUUACCAGAUUUAGCAGACAUUGGUACCUCAUGGAUAUACGGCAUCAGUAAAGCACAUAACAAUGUCUUUGAGUAUUACAGCGACAAUGGUAAAUCGCGUAUUAGAUGCGGCGCUGAUAAAGUCAACAAAGAAACUAACUCUAAUUCUCUCAAAACGUGCAGAGGCGCCGUGCCGGUGAGUCUGCUGAAACCUUCAAGAGCUUUCGAAGACAUUUUGCCCACAGAUAUGGGAUCUAGGAUAGGUGUGAUGUAUGUUCCGACCGAUGCAAAAGAAGCGGAAAUGCAUUAUAUUAUUAACGGUGAAGAUAUGGGGGCUUGCGUUAAGAGGAUACCUUACAAUAAUGCACCGUUGCAUGUGGUUGUUGAUGUGUAUGGGACUACAAAGAAAGUGAGGAUUAUACAGUUAUAUGCUGUACCAACAUUACAAGCAGCAUGCAGGGACGCCAUUCUGUUUCACAUCAAGAAAAAUGCAGUUUCUUUAUUGCCUCUGCCAAAAUUGUUGAAGGAUUACUUACUAUAUCAAACAUAGACGAGUAUAUUUUACUGUAAUAGUUACUAGUUAUUUUUAAUUAAUUUUCUAUGUAUUUUUUGCUUUGAUUUAAUUGUUGUUUGCUAUCUCUAAGGCUAGCAAUUAACAAAAUCUUGGAAUAAAGAACUCAAUUAAUAAAACUACAAAUCUCUAUCCUGAUGACGGACAAUAUAAAUUAACUACAGCUUUUGUUAUUCUACUUAUUGUAUUGAAAGUUAAGGAUUAUUUGAUAGUAGUCAAGUUAUUAUGCCACCAUUGUGGAAUAGUUUAUAUAUAAUUUUAAUAUUAAAUUAAUAAUUUAAAUUGAUGUACUUUUUUGUUGUUAAUUCAUUUGAAGCUCGAAAGUUAGCUUGUAUAGAAAGAUGAAAACCAAUAAAUUCUGCCAUACAAUUUCACCAUGGAUGGAGCCAAGCCAACUUCACUUGGAUGAUGAAGAAGUAUUUUGUAGCAAAGGCAUUUCAUGACUUUGUGACGUACUUAAACAACAACUACUCUUAGAGGUUCCGUUUUUUCUGAAUUUAUAGUAAGAACUGUUAUUAUAUAAAGUCGGUGUAAUGCAUAUUCUAGAUUGUGGAUUUUUGUCCAAUGUGUUUAUACAGAUCCUGGCAAUUUUAUAAGAACAAACAUGUUUGGAUUUGUUGAGUUAGUAAGGUACUUUUAAGUUUAUGAAUUAUUGCAUUUUACAGGAUGUUAUACAUUUAUUUAGGCAUAAUACAUAUUUUGUUUGGUUUAUUAAUUUCCUAUCUAUUUCCAUGUAAAAGUGUCCAAAACUGACCCAAUAAGCCUCCUUUUGUUUGGCUUAUCAGGUGUAAACCUAGAGAAAUGUCUUAUUAGCUAGAACCGUUUUUAAAUGAUUUUCUACCUUCAGUUGACGACUGAAUUAUUCGAGCGAUUCUGAAACAUGUGAAGGAGCAUUUGCGUGAUUAAUUUAAUGGGGUUUUAUUUAAAUUGUGUAGAAUAUUCGAAUGAGAUGCAUCAUACAGAUUCAGACAAAAUAACUUUUUUAGAAGUGUUCUGGAGGUUGAAAAGGGAGAAAAUAAAUUUUUAAAACAUGGCGUCAAACUGAGUAGGUUCUUUGAUUCCACGCCCUGUUCUCAAACCGACAAAUUCUUACAUUAAAAUCUUAUAUCUGAAUUCAAGUAGCUGUGUUAUCAUGCAAAAACUGUUCUAGCUGGACCCUGUGAGCUCUAUUAAUAUGCAUAAUAA